Aspergillus ochraceoroseus IBT 24754 is the source of this 1400-nucleotide messenger RNA. Its product is annotated as ribosome assembly factor MRT4. The record is from RefSeq and is a predicted model, not a curated record. Gene Ontology annotation, biological process: ribosomal large subunit assembly; rRNA processing; ribosomal large subunit biogenesis. Lineage: Eukaryota; Fungi; Ascomycota; Eurotiomycetes; Eurotiales; Aspergillaceae. Gene Ontology annotation, cellular component: preribosome, large subunit precursor; nucleolus. The transcript is spliced from 2 exons. Gene Ontology annotation, molecular function: RNA binding. Bases 420 to 1163 code for a protein of 247 amino acids.
UCCAUUGGGUCGCCUCGGCGAACGCAAGUUGGAUAUAGUCCAUGAAAUCAAGCAUGAUCAGGGCGCAAUUGCAGAUCUAGCUAUAUCCAAAGGUGUAUUAUCGGGUCGAAUCCCCAAAAUUCAAAACCUAGAGCAUGAUUAACUAAACUCCAGGGCCAACAGGAAGACCACGGAAGCGAUGAAGAGGAUGAAGCCCGUCAUCAGCUCAUUUCCCGUUUGGGCGAGUCGGAUAAGCCCCGCAUUAACAUUUCUCCGCCCGUUAUCAGCGAAGAAAAAAAAAAUAAUAAUUUCCUCCUCCAGUCGACAAUAUUCUUUCUCCGCACUUGUGUAUAGACAGACCUCUUUCCCGCACCGAACUGGGAAUCCAACCUUGUUUCACGAUUCCAUUUCUCUCUUCAACUUCCUAGUUAGAUUUCAUAAUGCCUCGUUCCAAGCGUGCCAGAAUCGUCCACGAGUCCAAGACCACCAAAAAGUCCCACAAGGAACAGACCAGACGGCUCUACGCCAAUAUCCGUGAAUGUGUCGAGAAAUAUGAUCACCUCUUUGUCUUUGGCGUGGAUAACAUGCGCAAUACAUAUCUGAAGGAUGUGCGCGCCGAAUUCGCAGACAGUCGACUCUUCUUUGGCAAAACAAAAGUCAUGGCCGUCGCCCUCGGCCACAACCCCGAAACAGAAGCCGCCAACAACCUGCACCGUCUCGUUCCCUAUCUCACCGGUGCUGUCGGUCUCCUCUUCACCUCUAGAGACCCCGAGUCUGUCACCGACUACUUCGAGUCCUUCCGUCCGCUUGACUUUGCCCGCGCCGGAACAGUCAGCACCCGUGCCUUUGCCAUCCCCAACGGUGUGGUCUACUCUCGGGCCGGUGAAAUCCCUGCUUCUGAAGACGAGCCCGUUAGCCACACCAUCGAGCCUGAGCUGCGCAAACUGGGCGUUCCUACUCGUCUGAUCAAGGGAAAGGUUAUGCUUGAGUUGACCGAUGGACAGGAAGCGUAUCCUGUUUGCAAGGAAGGCGAAACCUUGGAUUCCCGACAGACGACGCUGCUGAAGAUGUUUGGUAUCGCGACUUCCGAAUUCCACGUCGCGCUGAAGGCUGCCUGGACUCGGGAAACUGGUGAAGUCAAGAUUCUCGAGAAGACUGACGCUGGCAUGGAAGUUGAUCAGUGAGUUGGAGGGGUUAGCAAAAGUUUCGAGUUUGUUCCAUGCUUUCAACGAAAUCCCUUGGGCAUUUCACGGAGUUAGGAUAGGCGUUUAUUCCUUUAUUCUAUUUGUUAAUAUUUCCGAUGCGAUUCCUGAGACUUACAUCUCACUCAAUACAUCCUUGAUGAGGGUAUGAUGAACCUAUAUAGAAGACCAGUUAAGAAAAGCCAAUCAAUACCAAAAAAAAAAAAACCUACAUAGGAG